CUGAGCGGCCAUUACACAGCGAGUUUCCUUUGGAAGGUCGGGGGCGACAGGGAACUAGCGACCGAGAGACAUCGCUCGCAGUGCCGAGAAAACAGGGACGUCCCUGCCGCACCAUAUGGUUUAUACGUGGGCCAUAAAAAUAACGAAAACAUUAGCGUUGUAUUGACGGUACCCAUAAUAAUCACAGAUUGGCUCGUUGAUUAUAGUUAUAUAGGUAACGUUAGAGUGCUGCGCAGCGUUCCACAAACCCAGCCAUAACCCGGCUGUCGUCUUGAGUUGCGUCGAAUUUGAGCGAAAGAACGGUUGUUUCAUUACUUCACCAUAGUCUGUUUUUCAGCUAUCUUAACAGUUUUCAAAAUGGACGAUAAAGUAUUUACAAAGGAAUUGGAUCAGUGGGUCGAGCAACUGAAUGAAUGCAAGCAAUUGUCGGAGAAUCAAGUGCGAACGCUAUGCGAAAAGGCUAAAGAGAUCCUUACCAAGGAGUCCAAUGUGCAGGAGGUGCGCUGUCCCGUCACGGUGUGCGGAGAUGUGCAUGGCCAGUUCCACGACCUCAUGGAGCUGUUCAGAAUCGGGGGCAAGUCACCCGACACCAACUACCUGUUCAUGGGGGACUAUGUAGACAGAGGCUACUACUCGGUGGAAACAGUCUCACUGCUGGUCGCACUUAAGGUCCGUUACCCAAAACGCAUCACGAUACUGCGGGGGAACCACGAGAGCAGGCAGAUCACACAGGUGUACGGCUUCUACGACGAGUGCUUGAGGAAGUACGGCAACGCCAACGUGUGGAAAUACUUCACAGACCUCUUCGAUUAUCUUCCCCUGACGGCCCUGGUCGACGAACAGAUCUUCUGUCUGCACGGUGGCCUCUCUCCCUCCAUAGACACACUGGAUCACAUCCGGGCCCUGGAUCGCCUGCAGGAGGUUCCACACGAGGGGCCCAUGUGUGACCUGCUGUGGUCAGACCCAGAUGACCGUGGGGGCUGGGGCAUCUCCCCCCGGGGUGCCGGCUACACCUUUGGGCAGGACAUCUCGGAAACCUUCAAUCAUGCCAACGGUCUUACCCUUGUGUCCCGUGCCCACCAACUUGUCAUGGAGGGCUACAACUGGUGUCAUGACCGAAAUGUUGUCACCAUCUUCAGUGCGCCAAACUACUGCUAUCGCUGUGGCAACCAAGCUGCUAUCAUGGAACUGGACGAUACUCUUAAAUACUCUUUCCUUCAGUUCGACCCUGCACCUCGACGCGGAGAGCCCCACGUCACCCGCCGUACCCCCGACUACUUCUUAUAAACUCCUCUACAGCAAACGACAAACCCCCCCCCGCCCAAAACCUGUGUGCAUAUGACCUGUUACCAACAUUAAAGCACUAACAUGGACCAAAAUGUGCCAUAUAAGCAUUUAGUACACAUUACAAUAAUACACAUUGCCCUGUGUCUCAGUACUGCAACACAGUGUCCUGUUUUAGCCUUUAGUGCAAUUGCCUGCUCUAUACUAUUGAUCGUAAUGUUCCUUUGUUUUUCUUCCGUGGACUGUACAUUACGCAAAGAAAUGUGACAACUCUUCCUUUCCCCACCCAAAGAUCACUGGACAAAUAUACAAUUUCCGUUGGCAAUGCCGGGCAUGUGAAUUAUUUACAAUAUUUUAUACAAAUGCACAUACAUCCCUAGCCUUCACACUAUUUGGGAAUGGAUGCUUAAAAUUGAGGGAGAUGCCUCUUCCUCCUUGGGAUUGUAUGCUUUCAUGUCAAUAGACCUACCUGCUUUCUCCUACUCGUUUGCAUUUACUGCCCUCUGUAUAUUUGUCAGUGAUUGCCUCUUUGAUGUAUUUGAACUAAAGUACUUUUAAUCCGA
This is a messenger RNA of Salvelinus sp. IW2-2015, 1847 nucleotides long. RefSeq names its product protein phosphatase 2, catalytic subunit, beta isozyme (gene ppp2cb). Gene Ontology annotation, molecular function: protein serine/threonine phosphatase activity. The record is from RefSeq and is a predicted model, not a curated record. Gene Ontology annotation, biological process: mitotic cell cycle. Gene Ontology annotation, cellular component: cytosol. Lineage: Eukaryota; Metazoa; Chordata; Actinopteri; Salmoniformes; Salmonidae.